Chenopodium quinoa (quinoa) is the source of this 806-nucleotide messenger RNA. RefSeq names its product aluminum-activated malate transporter 7-like. Bases 36 to 524 code for a protein of 162 amino acids. The transcript has a single exon. The record is from RefSeq and is a predicted model, not a curated record. Gene Ontology annotation, cellular component: plant-type vacuole membrane. NCBI's taxonomy places the organism in Eukaryota, Viridiplantae, Streptophyta, Magnoliopsida, Caryophyllales, Amaranthaceae.
CAACAGAAGUGAAGGUCAAGUUCCGUGAAACAUGCAUGACGAUGAGCACAGAAUCAGGAAAAGCCCUGAAGGAACUAUCGUUGGCAAUCAAGAGAAUGAACCAACCUUCUAAUGCUAAUCACCACGUCCAAAAUGCCAUACAAGCAGCUCAAAAUCUAUGUCCCUUGUUAACAUCAAACAUAUGGGAAAAUCUCAAUCUUUCAGAUGUAACACCAGCAGCCACAGUUGCCACCAUACUAGCAGAUGUAGUAGCUUGCACCGAGGAGAUUGCUAAGGCGGUCCAAGAGCUUGCAUCCCUAGCCAAAUUUAAAGACAAGAAUAACGCCGUCAUGGAAGGUAGGGUCGCGUGUGGAAUCAACAGAACCAAAUUGGCUAAUCAAGGAUCAAUUAACAGAAGUUAUCUUAGUAAUAAUCAGUUGAUUAUAAUUCAUGAUGGGGAUUUAUCCCCACUUUGUUCACCGAAAAUUUCAAUAUCGGAUCAGGAUCCGCCUUCCUUGGCUAUGGCUCAACAAAAUGCAGAGUAACUGAGUAACAUUAUAGUCAUUUAGAGUAGUUUGUUUGACCACUUGUAUUUUUUUUAUUUUUGAUUAUUUGGUACAUGUAACACCUUGGGGCCUGGCGCCCUCCCCCAGAGAUCAUCCUAUAUCCCACGCAUUUGCACGAGUAAAAUCUUGUAUAUCUAACAACGAUGAAAAUAAUAUAGACAUGGCACACAGAUGAAAUAACAUCUUACUAAUUGGAAUCUCUACAGGUUGUGAAUCUGUGAUUGUCCUGUAUAGGCUGGCAUUCAUCUUUACAAAGUUAAU